UUCGAGAGAUUUCUUCUGAUCCUGGUCACUCUUCUGACGAAGAGGCGCUGUCUAGAAAUCAUGGCAUCUUCUUCGCCGCCGCCGCCGUCGUCUCCGGUCACCAUCUUUUUCACUAUCGCGAUUGCUCUCUUCUUCUUCUUCUCUGGAACUACUCUAGAAGCUUCUUCUUGCUCCAACAAUGCCGUGCCAAUCGUGAGAAAUAUAAGCGAGCUUCCUCAGGAUAGCUAUGGAAUACCAGGAUUGUCCCACAUGACAGUGGCCGGCUCAGUAAUGCACGGCAUGAAAGAGGUCGAGAUAUGGCUUCAAACGCUUAGUCCAGGUGGGCACACACCGAUUCACAGGCACUCCUGUGAAGAGGUUUUCGUCGUAUUGAAGGGAAAGGGCACGGUGUAUCUUGCUGAAAAUUCGCAGGGGAAGUACCCCGGGAAGCCGCAGGAAUUUCCCAUCUUUGCAAACAGUACAUUUCAUAUCCCAAUCAACGAUGCUCAUCAGGCCUGGAAUACUGAUGAACAUGAGGACCUCCAGAUUCUGGUUAUCAUAUCCCGUCCUCCUGUCAAAGUAUUCAUAUAUGAUGACUGGUUUAUGCCACACACUGCUGCAAGGUUGAAGUUCCCCUUCUUGUGGGACGAGCAAUGCUUCCAAGAUUCUCAAAAAGACGAGCUUUGAACAAGUUUGAGCCAAUCCAAUACCAGAUGAUCUAGUACAUGUUGUUACAAGGCGGCUGUAUCAGCCAAUGUUGCCUACAUCUUUGGUAAUAAUCCAUUUUGAGACAGUGACAUCUGCAAAUGUUAAGACUGCGCGUCUUCUUUCAGCCUCGUUACGACGUGGAACUCGGGUCCAAGCAUGUGCUGUAUGUCGAUAUCCACGGAAAUGCUAAGUUUGUUGGCUAUUUCGGUUAUCACUUGUGGUGUGAGGCUAAAGCCUGAGUUUGACAGGACGCGUAUUUGUCUAA
Tarenaya hassleriana is the source of this 952-nucleotide messenger RNA. RefSeq names its product auxin-binding protein 1. NCBI's taxonomy places the organism in Eukaryota, Viridiplantae, Streptophyta, Magnoliopsida, Brassicales, Cleomaceae. Gene Ontology annotation, molecular function: auxin binding. The transcript is spliced from 5 exons. The coding region runs from base 61 to 666 and encodes 201 amino acids. The record is from RefSeq and is a predicted model, not a curated record.